This is a messenger RNA of Linnemannia hyalina, 840 nucleotides long. The record is from the annotation of a GenBank genome assembly. Lineage: Eukaryota; Fungi; Mortierellomycota; Mortierellomycetes; Mortierellales; Mortierellaceae.
AUGUCUGAUACCACUACACCGCCAUCAGCAGCUACAGCCAAAGUCUCGGUCGCGAGCUCCAGCAUUCCAGUCUCGACAUUCACAUCCGUGUCCUCUCCAGAACUUGCUGCCGCUGCCGCCGCUCCUCUACAGAAGCAGGACCAGCACCAGGAAGCGUCAAAGGAGGUGGUGUACAAGAUCUUGUAUUUCAAGCUACAUGGCAUGGCCGCGACCACUCGGAUCAUGUUGGCGCUUUCUGGAGCUCUUUGGGAGAGUAUUUACCCACAGGACUGGGCGAAUGAGAAGCACGAAACGCCUUUCGGACUGAUGCCAAUCCUCUACGAGACCCACCCCUCCUCCGGUCUAACCCUCGAGAUUCCAGAAUCAGAAGUCAUCGAACGCUACCUCGCCCGCAAGUUCGGAUUCUGGGGCCGCGACGCCUGGGAAGAGACGGCCAUCCACGUAUUCUACUGUUCCUCAAAAUCAGUUCUGUCCCUGUAUGUCAACAAGGUCCUGCUGGCGUUCUCGGAUACGAAAGCCAGAGAAUUGGCAAAAUUUGUGGAGAAGGAGGUUCCGGCUUGGAUUGUCCAACAUGAGAAGUGGUUGGGGAGGAGUCAGACGCCUGGAUUCUAUGUCAGCAACCAGCUGUCAAUUGCAGACAUCCAUUCAGCAGUCUGCCUGGACAGAUUCCUAACAAUCCCCGGAUGCAAGGAGCUGUUUUCUCCAGAAAAGACCCCCAACUUGUUCAAACUGAAGCACAACCUCGAGAGCUACCCCCGCUACGCUGCCUGGAUGACCUCGCCCGAGUUUGAAGCCAUCAACAUAUCCACCCGUCAGCGCCUCGCCGUCCUCAAGGGAUAA